AUGCCUCUACCAGUUUUACGUGUCAAAAGAAAAGCAGUUGAUGAUCCUGUCAAUGCUCUAUAUUUAGAACUUGGAAAUGAAAUUGGAGAACGAGCAAUCGCCAAAAAAAGAAAAUCUUCCGGUCGGUAUUUUUUUAGACUCUCUCAAACGUUAAAGAACGAUAGAGAAUAUGUGUCAAAUUUAAACAAUGUUCAUCCUUCGCCUGCAACAAAUCUUCAAAAAUUAGCAAAUGCUAGCAGCAAGCCUUCUUUGCCAAAGGAGAACUCUUAUGGAAUCCCCAUCGUUCAACCUUCUGAACCUGCAAUUCCAAAAGUUCAUUCACAUAUGGAUUUGGAUAUUAAAAAAUCCGCGCCAUCUAUACCUCCUACUUUGGAUUCUCCGAGAUUUGCAAUUCAAAAUUUACCAUCCGCAAAAGAUGAAAAAGUCUUUGACGCUAUUCGUCUUCAGAAAAGUCAAGGGAUGUAUCACACCCAUCCUCAAUUGGAUUCAAUGAUUCAUGAAUACCUUUCAAAUGGUGAUUUGCCUCUCCAACAAGCUAAUGAAGAAUAUGUAUAUGACAUUUAUGAGGCAUCAAAUCAAGAGCCAUCCAAACCUCCGACCGGAUACGGAGUCAUUGACGCUCUUAGUGUUCCUGAUGCGUUUCGUGAAUCGCUUGAAAAUGAGCUUGUAUCAGAAAAGCAAGAUGGCGAAGACGAAGACCCGUUGCGGGAUGAGAUUGACGAGGAUUCAAAUGCAGAAAGCUUUUAUCAAAACAGUUAUCCAGAUGAAGAUGAAUGGGGAGGAUCUAGUGGACAAAGUCUUCAAGAUGAAUUUGCAUCUGACGAAAAUUACGCAGAUGACUUAUAUGGAUAA
This is a messenger RNA of Schizosaccharomyces osmophilus, 852 nucleotides long. RefSeq names its product RNA polymerase II nuclear import protein Iwr1 (gene iwr1). The record is from RefSeq and is a predicted model, not a curated record. The transcript has 4 exons. Gene Ontology annotation, biological process: protein import into nucleus. Lineage: Eukaryota; Fungi; Ascomycota; Schizosaccharomycetes; Schizosaccharomycetales; Schizosaccharomycetaceae. The coding region runs from base 1 to 852 and encodes 283 amino acids. Gene Ontology annotation, cellular component: cytoplasm.